This is a messenger RNA of Onychostruthus taczanowskii (white-rumped snowfinch), 1317 nucleotides long. RefSeq names its product ectonucleotide pyrophosphatase/phosphodiesterase 7 (gene ENPP7). Bases 1 to 1317 code for a protein of 438 amino acids. The record is from RefSeq and is a predicted model, not a curated record. NCBI's taxonomy places the organism in Eukaryota, Metazoa, Chordata, Aves, Passeriformes, Passeridae. The transcript is spliced from 5 exons.
AUGAAGAUGCUCCUGUCACUGGGGCUGCUCUUUGCUGCCCUGUCCUUGGGAAGAUGCAUCCCGCUGCAGCAGGCGCCCAACCGCAGCAAACUCCUCCUGGUGUCCUUCGACGGCUUUCGCUGGAACUACGACCAGGACGUGGACACCCCCAACCUGGACACCAUGGCUGCAGAUGGGGUGAAGGCCAAGUACAUGACUCCUGCCUUCGUCACCCUCACCAGCCCCUGCCACUUCACGCUGCUGACCGGGCAGUACCUGGAGAACCACGGGGUGAUCCAUAACAUGUGGUUCAACACCAAAACAGGCGUGAAACUGCCCUACUACACCACACAAGGCAUAAGCAGCUGGUGGGACAACGGCAGCCUCCCCAUCUGGAUCACUGCCCAGAGACAGGGUUUGAAGACAGGCUCUAUCCACUUCCCUGGAACCAAAGCGAAAUACCAAGGAGAAGAAGUGUACAAGAAGUUGGUGGAACCCGCAUUGUUCAACUACAGCAACGAAACCAACUGGAGGCAGAGCAUCGACACCGUCAUGGAGUGGUUCACAGUGGACAACCUCGACUUCAUCACGCUCUACUUUGGGGAGCCAGACUCCUCAGGACACAAGUUCGGCCCUGAAUCCACACAGAGGAAAAACAUGAUCAAGCAGGUGGACAGAACCGUCGGCUACUUGAGGCAGCGUAUCCGGGAAAGCGGCCUGGAGUCAGCCCUCAACCUCAUCAUCACAUCCGACCACGGCAUGGAGACCGUCCUGAAAACCGACGAGAUUCACCUCCGCACCGUCAGCAACUUCACCUUCAAAGACAUUGACUUCGAACUCCUAGAUUAUGGACCAAAUGGACUCCUGGUGCCAAAGGAAGGGAAAUUGGAGCACGUGUACUCAGUCCUGAAAAACGCCCACCCAAAGCUGCAUGUUUACAAGAAGGAAGAGUUUCCAAAGAGGUUCCACUACGCCAACCAUUCCCGGAUCACCCCACUUUUGCUGUACAGUGAUCCAGGCUACGUGAUCCACGGGAGAUACAAGGUCCAGUUCAAUAAAGGGGAACACGGUUUUGACAACGAGGCCAUGAACAUGAAAACCAUCUUCCGCGCCGUGGGACCGGCCUUCAAGAAGGGGCUGGAGGUGGAGCCCUUCGAAAGCGUCAAUGUCUACGCCCUCCUCUGCGAGCUGCUGGGCAUCACCCCCGAGCCCCACGACGGCUCCCUGGAGGCCACCAAGCCCAUGCUGAGAUCCGGUCCCUCUCUCCACCCCGCCGAGAAGCUGCCGCUGAUGCUGGGACUCGCUGUCCUUCUGGGAUGCUGGGGAGGACUUUUCUGA